This is a messenger RNA of Onychostoma macrolepis, 4597 nucleotides long. Its product is annotated as C2 domain-containing protein 2. The transcript is spliced from 14 exons. The record is from RefSeq and is a predicted model, not a curated record. Lineage: Eukaryota; Metazoa; Chordata; Actinopteri; Cypriniformes; Cyprinidae. The coding region runs from base 816 to 2846 and encodes 676 amino acids.
UUUUGUCUCGUCUGGUGACGGUGCUCUAGGACUCCCGAACCUCAGAGCAAAGCUAAUAAUCCUAGAAAUCAGCGGUGUGUGUGACACACUCAUCCACUCUGCUUCUGCCUCUCUUCGCCAAACACGCCCAGGAGGAUGAACGAACCCGCUAGAGAAGAUGAGAACUGCACUUAAUGUCACUUUUUAAACUCUUUUUUUGUUUUCUGUGGGAUAGUGCUCGGCUAAUGUGAUGGUAACGUGGCUCAUCAACGCCGGGGGAUUUUCAGGAACUUUUUUUCACCUCAGAUGCUCCGGAUCUAAUGCUUUUAGUAUUUAGAGUUGUCUUUAAAUGGCCAAUAUCUGUCUAAAAUAGGUCUUUAAUUUAUGUUAUCGAGUAUAUAUAUAUAUAUAUAUAUAUAAAUUUUUAAAUCGCCAAUAUUUUAAAAACAUUUCAUCUGUUUGUGUCCGACAAGAGACGAGUUAUCCGGUUAAAAUCUCGCAGGUUCAAUCACGGGCGGUUUACUGUGAACUGGCGUGUGUUAAAAAAAGCUACUUAGUUGUGCAGAUGCUCUAAUAUUUAAAACAUCUGAUUUAAUAAUUGUAUUUUGUAUUAAAACACAUCUGUCUGUCGCUGUCGUGCUGGUUGAAGUGAGGUUUAAGCGAGGUUCGCGUGUUUCCACCCACCCUCCGUGAACUUUCAUUUUUGCUAUUUGUGAAGGAUUUUUAUUAGUCAAUACUAGGAAGGAAAGUGUCUUUAUUGUGCUGGGAUGCGGAAGGGAGAGGAGUAGGGCUGACGGUAAACAUGUUAAGGGUUUAAAGUGAAUGGCCCGGUGAUCAUGUCGUCUAUGGAGGGUGUUUUCUCCUGGGUGGGUGACUGGCAGUGGCUCUGCAUGGUCACUCUCUUUCUGGCCUCUGUUGUCACUUUGAUUAUAUACUUGGUGCUGUAUUUUUCCAACGAACCUCCUGUUGGGAAAACACCUCUCAGUCUUGUGCAUUCUGAGGAAGCCGAUGGGAUCUUAUGCUGGGUGCUGUCUCUGAAAAGCUGGAAGAGUCAGUGGAGAAGAGCCUGGUUCAGGAGCCUCAAUGAAGAAGCUUGUAGAUCACAGAGCGGGAUUCAGCUGACAUUUGAAGAAGAUGGUGUUCAAUCAUCAGAACUGGCCGUGGACCAGAUUUCAAGCUUUACGAAAACGCCCGGUCAAAAAAAUGUCCUGUGUCAGGUGGUUGGAAACAAGCUGCAGUUUUCUCUCAGUGCUUUACCAAGCUCGAUGUCUUCAGAAACCCCCCUGAGAUACAGUGUGAAGAUAGCUCCACUUCAUCUGCAGCUGGCCUUACAGAUAAAAGAGGUGAACGAGGAGGUGGAGAUUUCCUGGGGGGUGCUUCACCUGGACUCAGAUUUGCAGCUUACGCCAAGUUUUAUACAGAAUGCCCAUGACACUCUGCGUGUGUUUCAGGGAGAUUGUGACAGUCUAAAUGAAGCCGCUGUGAACAACAGGCUGAGACAGGUCUUGAGUCGAGCUCAAGCAUCUGUAACUCUGAGCAGCCGGCCUGCAGAGUCUGCAGAAGUCAAGGAAGUAAGGAACAAGACCUCGCAGGUGACCUCACCCCCAAAGCCCCCACGAGCUCAUGAGUGGAAACUAUUAGUGAAGAACAUCCGGGUCACAUGCAAACAGGAGGAUGGUGCUGCAGGCGGCAUGAAUCCCCAGUGUAUCCUUCAGUUGGAUGAUCCUCCUCAGAAGGUCACCAGUUCAGUCUUGACUAACACAUCCACCCCAGCCUGGGACCAGCCCUUCAUAUUUGAGCUUAGCGGCCGGUCAAAAGAGCUGAACAUCCAGGUUGUGGAUAACGGCAAACCUCUGGAGAAUGGUUUGUUAGGGCAGGUAUCUGUGCCUUUUGAUCUAGUGAAGAAACACCCCAAAGGUCAACAGACCUUUUCACUCAUGACCAAAGAUCAAGUGACCGGAUCACUAACUACUGAGUUCACCUACCUGGAGCCCAGCGAGGUGCGUAGCUGGCAGAUGCCUACGCCAGCCCCUACUAAAAGAGUGGAGAUGGACCGCACUGUGAUGCCCUGUGGCACCGUUGUUACCACUGUCACUGCUGUGAGGAGCAAGCCAGGACGACCUUUAGCACCUGAAUCCAAAUCGCCUUCUAAAAACAAGCUAGCGGAGAGAAGGGUGUCAGAGCAGACGUCACUACUCGGAGCCAAAGUUAGCAAAGCCCUGUCAUCAUCAGAUACAGAGUUAUUGGUGUUAAAUGGAACCGACCCUGUAGCCGAAGCUGCCAUCAGACAGCUCCACGAGUCGGCAAAACAAAAGCUCAAAUCACCUGUCAAAAAGAGCACCAUCAUCAUCUCAGGAGUGACCAAGGCACCUCUGACACAGGAUGAGGAGAUGGCUCUGAUGGCAGGAUACGCAGCUGCGAUGGACGCUUCAAUGUCCGAAGCUUCUGAGGGCACCAGCAGCGAAGCGUUACCCUCAGAAACAGUGGAAGAACCCAGCGUUCUGGAACCCACAGAGUCUCUGGUGGGUGCGAAUGGCACAGACCACGUGGAGGACUGGGAGAGCCAGGCUGGAGAGGACCCAGAUGCGGAUAAAACAUCUCUGUGUAUCUCUGAAACAGGUUCCAAAAAAGGAAAAGGCAGCUUCCUGCACAAGAGUGCCAAGCUAUUCUUCAGACGGCGACAUCAGCGAAAGGAGCCGGGGAUGAGCCAGUCCCACAACGACCUGCAGUACUUGGAGCAUCCCGAGGCGGCCAUGAUGGGCGACAGGGAAAAGAGGACGGCCACCUUCAGGCGUAUCAUCAACCGCAAGCUUCUGCCCAGGAGCAAAAGCAAAACCAACGGCACAGUGAGAGAACCUCCCACAUGAGCUGCCCACUCCGUCGCCUUCAUCAAAACUAAUAGCUUUUGCACCUCUUCAUCUUCCUAACAUCUUCCUUUUCACAUUCAUUCUCAUAACUUUUAUGCAAGUCGUUGCUUGUUUCUGGACCAUAUUUGCCAAAACCUCUGCGUAGCAACAAUCACUCUCAUCAACUCCGACCUCUCAGCUUGGUUCUGCUCCAUGAAGACUUUCCCCAUGGCACUUUCCCUACUUGACCGCUCCUUCGACACCAUUCUCCUUCAUCUUUGAACUUUGUGUGCGUGUUUAUGCAAGAAAGUUUACAAAACAGCAUUCAAAUGAGCACUCGCUCUCUUCGUCGCUCCAAAUGACUCUUGUGUCAUUUAACCUUAUGCAAAUAUUGAUCGUCAUGCAAAAGAUAUUCUGCGAUUGUGGCCUUCUAACCAAAGCGGGAUUUGAGGACAACUCUUUCUUGCCAUCUACCUGAGCUUUAACCUUCUGGAAACCCUCUGGCGACCUGAUGGAUCCUGGAAUAUCAGACAAGGGAAUACCAUCGAUUUUAUUUGCACUUGUUUAUAUGCUCAGAACUCAUUCCAUAUGCAGGGACGUGCAGUGAAUUCUGUGAGGUUUGGUGGUGAAGAUGCUCUGAAUUAGUUUAUUGAAAGUUAUGUGAAAGACCUCUGUCUUGAUGUGAAUUGAAUGGGAGUUUUCAUUUUGUUAGGGAGAAAAAUCAGCAGUUUCACCAAAUUUGAUUCUGGGAAUAGUGAGUUUUAUUGUUCAGCGAAAUAUUUUCAAACAUUUAAAAUGUUCUGGUUUGGCACUGAUAUGUUCGUUUUUUUAAUUUCUUAAUAUUCAAACAGAGAUGGGAAAAUAUCAAUAAAAGGUUAUUUUAUUUUAAAUAUUAUCCUUUUAAGUACACAUUAUUCAGUGUAAUGUGUAAUUGUGUGUAUGCAUGUUUGAUUUUUCACUCUUUUUUUCCCCACAGACAUUCCAUCGUCUCACAUUUAAAAAAAAAAAAAAAAAAUGUAUUUGAAUUGUACCAAAGGUUUUUAACACUAAGCAAGGGCAUUUUCCCAUAGAGAAAGACCAGAGUGCAUGAGAAUUUAGCUAAUCGAUAAGUUCAUGAUUUAUGAGAUUUUCCCAAGUGUGCAGUCGUCUUUUACCUGUACUCUUAAGCCGGCUGAAAUGGCUGUGAAUGAGAACAAGUUUGUAUUUGGGACCUCAUUUGUUGAGCCUGUGUGGAGAACUGCAGUGGAUUUGUGUUAUGGUCGAUUCAAUAACCGGCUCCACUUGACAUUUACUUGACCUCAAACUGCAUAUGUAGAAGAAACCUGAAUGCCUGUCCAUACUGAAUGUUGCCAGAAAGAAACCUCAGCAGUCUGGAUGAUAAAUAUGUAUUUUGGUAGGACUACUGUUCUGUGUUUUUGUGUUUUGUCUAUGUUGUGUGUUGCCAUGUGUAUCCUGGCUGUCACAAAAUGAAAGGGGUAUUUUCCAGUGAAAUGGAAGGAGGCACAUGAAGAUUUUAUUUUUGUCAUGCUUGAUUGGCCGGCCAGAGGUGAUCCAGUCAUUAAAUGAAAUCUAACACAUCAGUCCUCUGUAUAUGCAUAUCAUCAUAAUAUAUCCAUGUGCAUUAAAGAACUCCUCUCAUUAACUUAACUCCUCUGUGCUUUCUCUCUUGUUGUUGGCCUUGUGAAUGAUAUUUGUAUGCUCACCAAAACACAUUUACCUGCAAUAUUAAAAUCACUUAUAUAUGUAUGGCCUGUGAAGAACGAACUAUUCAG